Mesorhabditis spiculigera is the source of this 552-nucleotide messenger RNA. The record is from the annotation of a GenBank genome assembly. Lineage: Eukaryota; Metazoa; Nematoda; Chromadorea; Rhabditida; Rhabditidae.
AUGGGAUCUUCAUCUUCUACCGACAAAGAAAAGACCGGGGCAGAAUGGACGGGUUGCCUUCACUUCCACCAGGGCAACGGGACAUGGAAGAAACUGGAGUCUGAGGAGAUUAUUGACUACUUUCGCGAUAAACUCGAAGCCGAUGAGGAGAAGAUCAUUUUCGCGGAAAUUCGAAAGUACGAUCUGGGCCUGGUGACUGCCUGGUUUGGGCACUGGCACGAAUACACGCUCGUGGAGACGACCAAUUGGUUCUGGACCUUCGAGAAGAACUCGAAAGGCAUCUACGUGCAGAGGGCCAAGCGCAACAGUGACGUGCGCUGUUGGUUUGCCGGUGUCAAACGGAAGAAGGAUCGUUCGGAAGGCAGAUCUUCCGCUGUCGAAUUUGGAGAAAACGCCCUCGAUGCAGCGCAUUGGAUCAUUAAUCGGGGCGAACUGGACAAAACGUAUCACUGGACCGAAAGCAAUUGCCACUUCUUCGCCUCGCUCCUCUACGAGGCCAUCACCGGAACAGCAUACCCGGGCGGCAAACAGCGAAGACUACACAACACCCUG